AGUUCCCAAUGUUACUCAGCUAGGAGUACAUUUCAAAAUUCUGCCCCUUUCUGGGCCCCUAUCGUAACGACGAGAUAUGCAGGGGUCAUGUUCACACGAAUAAGGUUCCAGUGUGAUAAAAUACUCUGUCUUCAUUUAUCCAUUGUACGUCUCUCCACUUAACAACAAUGCUCGCAGUCGUUCUGUCGCUCCUGUCCCUGGUCGCCGCUGCUGCCGGAAGUGGAUGCUGCACGCCGACUCAGUGGGAAGGCGACAUGGGGUUGAUCCUAGGCAGCGUAGCCAACGGAAACACGUCAUUCAUCGAGGGCACUAUGCGCAUUCACUACGAUGCUCAACAGAAGAUGAUCGUCACAGUGCAGAAUAUCAACUAUAACGGCCUCCCUAUCAGACAGACCAUCAUUGAAGACUUCAACAAGCGCGUACAAUACACCGUCAUGGGCGACGGAUGUUCAUCGAAACCUCUCGGGGCGUGGCUGCCCAACUGUAUACCAGACAACGCCACCUCUGCAGAGGUCGUUUACGGGCUCGGAAGCAACAGCGUUCAGGCCCGGGCGUUCGAGGUCAACUACGGGGAGUUCACCGUGUAUUUCGUCGUCACCGCUGAUACCUGCGUACCUUUGGCUGAAGAUGUGAAUGGAAAGUUCGAUGGAGCGGACAUAAUGGAAGUGAUAACCUUCGCCAACAUCAAGGCUGGAAUCUCCAACACCAGCGUGUUCAACAUCCCGACAAAUUGUCCUACAGUUCAGUUCCCAGUGCCGGGUGUCCCCCGAGCCAGGCGCGCUUCUCCCUUCCACGGUUAUCUAUAGAGACAAUCUGGCAGCUGUAGAUAUAUCACCAGGGAUAUUCAUAUAUUGACUGUAAUUUAUGCAUCCUUAAUUCCUUAAUAAAUGUUAACCAGAACAA
This is a messenger RNA of Dreissena polymorpha, 903 nucleotides long. RefSeq lists its product as uncharacterized. Gene Ontology annotation, cellular component: extracellular region; lysosome. Lineage: Eukaryota; Metazoa; Mollusca; Bivalvia; Myida; Dreissenidae. The record is from RefSeq and is a predicted model, not a curated record. Gene Ontology annotation, molecular function: calcium ion binding. The coding region runs from base 168 to 806 and encodes 212 amino acids. Gene Ontology annotation, biological process: cell-matrix adhesion. The transcript is spliced from 6 exons.